Messenger RNA from Racocetra persica, 175 nucleotides. Lineage: Eukaryota; Fungi; Glomeromycota; Glomeromycetes; Diversisporales; Gigasporaceae. The record is from the annotation of a GenBank genome assembly.
AUGUCGAAAGAAUAUAUGUUUCUAGAAAAAAAUGAAAUUUAUGAUUACAUGGUUCCACUUAUAAUGUUUUCUGCCCUUCAAUUCCUUUAUGCAUUUAUCAUUGGUAUACUUUGGAAAAAGAAUUACUGGAAAUUUCAACAUAAAUUAAAGUACGAUUUUGGUGCUAAAGGCAAAG